UUUUAAUCUGAUAAUCUGACAAACUGUCACACUGAUGGAUUUGUUACUAUGUAUAAUUAAAAGGAGCAGACAUAAUUCAAUAGGCACGCAUUCAUUGGAAGGAGGUGAUAGUCCCCCACAAGACAAAAAAGACGAUGGAAAAAUUAUUGUACUUAAUACAAGAACAGCAGGUCAGGCCGUCAAUACUUCUUUCCAAACUCACUGGAAUGACUCUCAAGCAUCCGCUUCACAAGUUGCAAAUGGAAAUUCAUCCCUACAGAGUCUUAAAGGAGAUAAAGGAACAACUGGGACCACAGGACCAAAAGGGGAUACUGGAACCACUGGACCUACGGGAAUAAAAGGGGAAAGUGGUCCAAAAGGGGACAAAGGAGAUAUAUGCACUACAGGACUGAAAGGGAGUAAUGGGACCUCAGGGACUCCUGGAGCUAUGGGAGCAAAAGGGGACCACGGACCAAAGGGAGACAAAGGAGAAAUAGGUACUGCAGGGCCGAAAGGGAACGAUGGAACCACUGGCACUACUGGGAAUAUAGGACCAAAAGGGGAUCAAGGUCCUAAUGGAGAGCAAGGAAAAAUAGGAAAUGCGGGGCCUAAAGGGAAUCCUGGUACACAUGGAAUUAAGGGACAAACAGGGGAAAUUGGGGGAACUGGAGCUAUGGGUCAAAAAGGGAACUAUGGUUUACCUGGGAGUAGGGGACCAAAAGGAGCUUCUGGAAGACCAGGUUUAAAAGGACAAAAAGGGAAUAAAGGGACGCAUGGGGCUGCUGGACCUUUAGGACCCCCAGGGUACAUUGGUCAUCCGGGAAUUACAGGACGGAAAGGAGAUGCUGGAAAUCCUGGAAUUGUGGGACAGAAAGGGGAUACCGGAAGCCAAGGGACUCAAGGAGAGAAAGGGGAGACAGGAUUAGACAGGACUGGUAGGCAAUCACUUUUUUAAAACUCUAUUACUAUGAUGUAUUUUUUAAUAUUGGUCAAUAAAGACGAAUGUAUGUAUAUCCAAUCUGGAACAUACUAUUGAAACUAGUGUUGUGGCUUAUAGAAAUUCUUCUACCGACGUCAAUAAUGGUUGCGCAACACGAGUUGGUAUAUAUUUCUACUCUUCAUUCC
Molecule: messenger RNA, 1104 nt
Organism: Mizuhopecten yessoensis (Yesso scallop)
Lineage: Eukaryota; Metazoa; Mollusca; Bivalvia; Pectinida; Pectinidae
Product: otolin-1-like
Exons: 3
Coding region: 35-934 (299 amino acids)
Source: RefSeq, a predicted model, not a curated record